AUGAUUUCAUUUCUCAUUUUCAGCGGUGAAUAUACUAAGGCCAUGUCCAAAGACUGGCACAGCGGUCACUUUUCUUGCUGGCAAUGUGACGAAGCUUUGACCGGUCAACGUUACGUUCUUAGGGAUGAACAUCCUUAUUGUAUUAAAUGCUACGAAAGCGUUUUUGCCAACGUUUGCGAAGAAUGCAAUAAAAUAAUUGGCAUUGAUUCUAAGGAUUUGUCGUACAAAGACAAACAUUGGCACGAAGCUUGUUUCUUAUGUAACAAGUGCCGCGUGAGCCUCGUCGACAAACAAUUUGGAUCUAAAUCCGAAAAAAUUUACUGCGGAGGAUGCUACGACGCCCAAUUUGCAUCCAGAUGCGAUGGCUGUGAAGUCACGUUUUAA
Molecule: messenger RNA, 384 nt
Organism: Pediculus humanus corporis (human body louse)
Lineage: Eukaryota; Metazoa; Arthropoda; Insecta; Psocodea; Pediculidae
Product: limpet, putative
Exons: 4
Coding region: 1-384 (127 amino acids)
Cellular component (GO): nucleus; Z disc
Molecular function (GO): transcription coregulator activity
Source: RefSeq, a predicted model, not a curated record